GCACAUUCCGAGUGAACUUUUCACAGUUGCCCCCAGGCCCCCUUGAUGCUUGAUUCUGUUGAUAAACUGUCUCUACGCGGGGUAGGCCUUGCUGCUUCGGAUUCAGGAUGGAAAAAGAACAAUGAGUAUGGAUUUCUUGGAAGAGAGAGAAAUUCAGAGGUAUUUUUAUUCCUCUGUCACCUGGGGGUUAAAUUCAUCCUUCUGAACAACUCAAAUCAUUACCUACUCGUUGAAACUUUUUACAACUCCCAGUAUGUUACAGUUGCCUUCUCUGUGCUUAUACAACUUGGUUCUAACUAUUCAGCAAGUGUUUACAGAGCACUUACUUGGAAGGCACAGUCCUGUGUUUAGGGAUACGGGGUUGGAAAAAGUCACACAACCUAGCAUUAUCACGUUGCUGUGAAAUACAAGGAUUGCGUGUCCUUUACACCUCACCGGCUCUCCUGAUUACGUGAGUACUUCGCCAUAAUGAAGUCAGGAAUGGAGUCGUCUUGGUAUUUGUAUAACUAGGGCGAACUGGAAUCUGGAUGACACACGGUAGCCCUCUUCAUUCCUCCUUCUUACACUGCCACCACCUCCCGAAUGUAGCAAUAGCUCUCGGCCCAGAUGCUGACCUCAUACUGCGCUUUCUGAUGUGGCAAAUGGACGUUUUUAAGUUACAGGCUCAUGAAGGUGGAAAGGCCAGUCCCCCGGACCCCUUAACCUCAAUGAGUCAGUGUUUGCUGCAGCCAUGCGUCUAAUCACGAGUAUCUGUUGUCUUUGACAGGUCUUUUUGACUCACUGACCAUUCUUGGCAUUCGUUUGCCUUCCGAACUAUGAUCCGGCGUGGUUUGGAAGCCCCAAUUUAAUAAUUUCCGACCUAAGUGCAAGGUUACAUUCCAAUGUAUUAGAUUCAGGAACUCCGUUCCCCGCCCUCUUCCCUUGAGCAUAUAUUCUGCCAACGCAGAAGGUGCCUCACUCGUUUUACAGGCAGCAAGACUAGCCGCACUUUAGGAAUACGGCUAAAUCAUCACAGUUUGCCACCUAAAGUAGGGGUGGGUGGGAACUAGUUGUCACUUUAAGAACAGGCUAAGACUGAAGCUGCGGAGUGUCGCGAGAGCUAUAGCCAGCGACUUCUCGCGAUGUUUGGUCCGGCAAAGGGUGGCCAUUUUGGAGUCCCGCGGGAGGCUGGUUUCCCCGGCGGCGUCUCCCAACGUGCUGCGGGGACCAAAGCUGGGUCCACGGGUGUCUGGCCUAUGGGCGGCCAGAGCGACACGAUGUGGCGGCUCCGCUGCAAGGCCAAGGAUGGCACACAUGUUUUGCAGGGAUUGUCCAGCCGUACCCGGGUGCGGGAACUCCAGGGCCAAAUUGCCGCCAUCACCGGGAUUGCCCCCGACUGUCAGCGCAUCCUUGUCGGAUACCCACCCGAGUGCCUGGAUCUCAGCGAAGGGGAUACCAUUCUGGGGGACUUGCCCAUCCAGUCAGGCGACAUGCUGAUCGUUGAAGAAGACCAAACCAGACCCAAAACAUCACCUGCAUUUACAAAACAUGGUGCUCCUAGUUUCGUCAGGGAACCUUUGCCUGUGCUUACCAGAACAACGGUCCCAGCAGACAACUCUUGCCUCUUUACCAGUGUGUACUAUGUUGUUGAAGGAGGAGUCUUGAAUCCAGCUUGUGCCCCGGAGAUGAGACGCCUCAUAGCACAAAUUGUAGCAAGUGAUCCAGACUUCUAUAGCGAGGCAAUACUGGGAAAAACAAAUCAAGAGUACUGUGACUGGAUCAAAAGGGAUGAUACUUGGGGUGGAGCUAUUGAGAUAUCCAUUUUGUCUAAAUUUUAUCAAUGCGAAAUAUGUGUAGUGGAUACACAGACCGUAAGAAUUGAUCGUUUUGGGGAAGAUGCAGGAUACACCAAACGGGUCCUGCUUAUAUAUGAUGGCAUCCACUAUGAUCCACUUCAGCGUGUCUUCCCUGACCCAGACACCCCUCCUCUGACCAUUUUCUCCUCUAAUGAUGAUAUUGUUCUUGUACAAGCACUGGAAUUAGCAGAUGAAGCUAGAAGCAAGAGACAAUUUACUGAUGUCAACCGCUUCACCCUGAGAUGCAUGGUAUGUCAGAAGGGAUUAACUGGACAAGCAGAAGCAAGGGACCAUGCCAAGGAGACAGGCCAUACCAACUUUGGAGAAGUGUGAUCCAUGCAUGAUGAGGAUUGAAGCCUACUACCUCACAGAUCCAGAAGGCUCUGGGUUUUCCAAUAAGCUAUUCGUAACCCUCAAGAAUAAAAGGACACAAUGCUUGAACCAUCAUUUUAACCUAAAACCACUAAGACACUGAAUUCCUUGUUAAGAUUAAAAUUAGUGUGCAAGUUUACA
This is a messenger RNA of Phacochoerus africanus (Common warthog), 2348 nucleotides long. RefSeq names its product YOD1 deubiquitinase (gene YOD1). Lineage: Eukaryota; Metazoa; Chordata; Mammalia; Artiodactyla; Suidae. Gene Ontology annotation, molecular function: cysteine-type deubiquitinase activity. Gene Ontology annotation, cellular component: nucleus; cytosol. The transcript has 2 exons. Gene Ontology annotation, biological process: protein deubiquitination; endoplasmic reticulum unfolded protein response. The record is from RefSeq and is a predicted model, not a curated record. Bases 1122 to 2168 code for a protein of 348 amino acids.